Messenger RNA from Rotaria sp. Silwood2, 546 nucleotides. The record is from the annotation of a GenBank genome assembly. NCBI's taxonomy places the organism in Eukaryota, Metazoa, Rotifera, Eurotatoria, Philodinida, Philodinidae.
AUGGAAUUUAAGAAUCCAUCAUUCGUUCCGUCAAUCGAUUUGGCGGCCGCUUCUCUUCGUCAAAUUCCUUUUCUUGAAAAAUUCAAGAAACAUUCCCUCUAUUCAAGUGACUUUCGACAAAUAAAUCACUCACUUUUUCGAAAAAUGGUGGGACAUUACAUAUUGUUUUUACAGUUGGGUAAACGAAAGCACUUAAUCGUACCUACUUUCGACAUAGAUUUAAUAUGGCAUACACAUUUACGAAGUCCUACACAUUAUCGAUUUACGACAACUGCUUUAUGUGGCUAUGUGCUGCUCAAUCAUGAUGAUUCGAUUGAUGAAAAGACUCUAGCAGGUGCUUUUUCAGACACCACACAUUUGUGGAAUUCCACAUACAAUUCAACGUAUAGUCAGAGUUCGACAAACAAGCGUACACAACCAUCAACUACUGUCGAUAACAUUUUAGCUUUCGCGUUACCUAUUGGUUUCGCGAGCAGUACUUGGAGCCCGUUGCGCGGAGUUAUCGGUGGUAGUGGAGACGGGGGUGGAUGCGGUGGUGGUGGUUAA